Heterocephalus glaber (naked mole-rat) is the source of this 608-nucleotide messenger RNA. RefSeq names its product ring-box 1 (gene Rbx1). Gene Ontology annotation, molecular function: zinc ion binding. Lineage: Eukaryota; Metazoa; Chordata; Mammalia; Rodentia; Bathyergidae. The record is from RefSeq and is a predicted model, not a curated record.
CCCCGCCCCUCCGGCCUAUCGCGUGCCACUGUGGGAGGGUUGCAGUAGGAGGCGCCCGAGCGUGGAGGGAAAGUGAGGCGUGCGUCGCUGCGCAGGCGCAUUGGCGGACGACGGCGCUUCUGUUUCCAAAAUGGCGGCAGCGAUGGAUGUGGAUACCCCGAGCGGCAACAACAGCGGCGCGGGCAAGAAACGCUUUGAAGUGAAAAAGUGGAAUGCAGUAGCACUGUGGGCCUGGGACAUUGUGGUUGAUAAUUGUGCCAUCUGCAGAAACCACAUUAUGGAUCUCUGCAUAGAGUGCCAAGCCAACCAGGCAUCCGCGACGUCCGAAGAGUGCACCGUGGCCUGGGGAGUCUGUAAUCAUGCAUUUCACUUUCACUGCAUCUCUCGCUGGCUGAAAACACGGCAGGUGUGUCCGCUGGACAACAGAGAGUGGGAAUUCCAAAAGUAUGGGCACUAGAAGGAUUCUUCCACCCAGCCUAACUGUUAUUAAGCAACCUGCUUCCUGUUAUAGGUUAGAUAGGACUGUGUCCUUUCCCCUCCUCUUUCCAGUUUACUGUCCCCCAGCCAUGGUUGUACCCAUGUCAAAUAAAGUUCUGUUGGGUUCUAGA